AUGAAGACACCGAUUCCCGUCAUAAAGACCCUGUCCGAGCUCAGACAUUGGAGGCAAGCGGCGCGAAUGGCAAACAACGAUGUAGCGAUUGUACCAACGAUGGGCGCACUGCACCAAGGCCAUCUCGAUCUCGUCCGACACGCACUCAAUCGGCACGCCUUGACUGUCAUGACCCUGUUUGUGAACCCCAUGCAGUUUGCCCCGACCGAAGACUUGUCGAAAUACCCACGUACUCUCGAACAGGAUCUCGCACUUUUGGCUGAGGUGGUCACAAAGCAUGCUUCCACAAGGUCCACCAUAACGGGGACUCAGCUCACGUCGACUGACGCACCGUUCAGGGCAGCAGCGUAUGAAAUUGCCUCGGCGCAAUCGCCUCUGAUAGUUUUCAAUCCCCAUCAAUACGAAAUGUACCCUUUACGUGGGGAGUUGCAAGACAUGAACAAGCACAGUGGUUUGCGUAUUGAGAUGCGGGGCAUAGGCAAUGUCCUUGAGGGGCAAAGCAGACCUCAAUUUUUCACAGGUGUCGCUACCGUCUGCACUAAACUCUUUAACGCUGUCGAGCCGGAUCAUGCGUACUUUGGUCAAAAAGACAUACAGCAGGCUCUGCUUCUCAAAUUGAUGGUGACUGACCUACUGCUGGCGCAUCCUAAACCGUCCAAUCUCCACAUUCUUCCAACUACCCGUGAUCCCACUUCUUCUCUGGCUCUAUCUAGCCGCAACGCGUAUUUGUCGCCGGAAGAGUUGAAAGUUGCGCCAGUCCUGUACAAAGCGCUGACUGCUUCGCACACAUUAUGGAAGGAAAAGGGAGCGAUAGUUACUGGCGAACAAUUGGUUGAAUGCUCCAAAUCCAUCAUAUCGGAGGAAAUGGCCGCUGUAGCUGCAUCUGGACAGGCCGUCACAUUACGCCUAGACUAUAUAGAACUAUUCGACAGAGACACCUUCACAAUCAUCCGAGGCCCAGUGCAGGAUUGGAAGACAAUGGUCCUUGCUGGAGCAGUCUUUGUAGGCAACACACGUCUGAUCGAUAAUGUCCUGUUGGGCUGGACUGUAGAUUAG
Molecule: messenger RNA, 1056 nt
Organism: Kockovaella imperatae
Lineage: Eukaryota; Fungi; Basidiomycota; Tremellomycetes; Tremellales; Cuniculitremaceae
Exons: 8
Coding region: 1-1056 (351 amino acids)
Biological process (GO): pantothenate biosynthetic process
Molecular function (GO): pantoate-beta-alanine ligase activity
Source: RefSeq, a predicted model, not a curated record